This is a messenger RNA of Paramecium primaurelia, 1612 nucleotides long. Lineage: Eukaryota; Ciliophora; Oligohymenophorea; Peniculida; Parameciidae. The record is from the annotation of a GenBank genome assembly.
AUGGUUGUUUUGUUUUUAUCAAUUUUGAUCAACAUUACAAUAGGAAAUGUGAUAGUCUAAGAAAAUCAAGAUUCUACAGAAUCUUUUAAAAUCCAUUUUGGUGAACCUAAGAUUAUCAUAUCAAUACCAGAAGCUGAAGAUGCUGUAUUGGAAAGUUUUGAAAAAUUGAAUUUUUGUGAAGUAAAACAAUAAACAGUUUAAACAAGAACAUAAUAAUUUACUAUACUUAAAUCUGAUGAAUUUAAAGAGUAUAUAUAUUAUAUAAUUGAAUAAUAGUUAUGAAUUUGAGAAUGAUACUCCAUUAAAUUUUAGAUAAUUCAUUGGGAUGGUUCAUGUUAAUGAUGGUAUGAUUGCUAUUACUUCUGAUUCUAUAGCUUACUUUUUGAAAUUCAAUUAUGAUAAAGUAAUAAAUUAAGAUGGCUUUGAAACAUAUGGAAAUAGCGGUGAUUUUGCAGGUGUAAUUUGGAAGGCAAAUUUACAAGAAAUUCUCUAAUCAACUGAGUCAAAAUCAUAAUUACCCUAAUUAGUUUAUUCAAAUACUAGAAAUCUUGCUUUCAUUUUAUAUACAGAUACUGCUCAUUAUUUUAGUGUUUCAGAAAUGGAAACCAAUUAAAAUAUGCUUUCCAUAUAUUAAAUUUCAACUUUUAUAAGAAGAGAAGAAAGAGGAUUAACAAAAGAAGUUGAAGGUUAUUUAAUUUCAGCAGUAGGGAAGGCAGGUUUGGAUAUAUAUAGAAUUCUAGAGUUAUAAAUUGAAUAUUUAACAAAUAUUUCAUUUAGAGAUUUUGAUAUACUCACUCAUUAAUUGGAUGUAAGAGACUUUGCUGUAAUAAAAAUUAAUGAAGGAAAAUAUUAAUUGUAUUUGCUAGAUGCAAAAUUAGGUUUAAUUUUAGCUUACAUGUACAUCAAUUAGGAUAGUGUAAGAUUUGAAAAAGUAAUUGAUGUUGAUCCUAUACCAAAUGGUAUAGCAGUUGAUACAAAAAAUGGAAAAAAUGUAUUUGUUGCUUAUGAAGAUGAUGGGAUGUACUUUUAUAUUGAAUAUUUUGUCGAUUUUACUUAAAAAAAUUAUACAAUUAUAACAAAAAAAUAAAGUAAUUAUAGAAUAUUAGAUGUUGAUGCUACAGAUGAAUUUGCUAUUAUAAGUGGUGUAAGCAAUCAUUAAAUAGUGUUUUAAAAUGGAUAUGAUUUUAUUGCUCCUCACAAUUAGCCAAUAAGAUUUUCUUAAAUAGGUAUGAGAGAUUUUGAAUUUUUUAAAUAUUCUUAUACUAAUGAUAAACUCAAAAAAGCUGCUCAAUCUGAUGAAUAUCAAUAUGAUGAUUUUUUUUUGGAGUUACUGCAACUAAUGCAUUUUUAACAUAAUUUAAAUUUAUUCCUGCUAGAGUAGUUUGUUUUACUGAUAAUAGUAAUUAUUUUAUAUUAAUUUUAGAAUAAUUCAAAAAUGCAAAAUAAUUUUAUACUUUAAAAUAUAAUUAAUCAUAUGUUACGAAUAGCAUUGUAUCAUUAGAUAAAGUAAUUAGAACUACAAAACAUUUUUCAGUUGAAGUUGUCACUACAUUUUUAUUUGAAUAGUAGAUUCACUUAAUUUAUUUGGUUUUAAUAGUUAUAGGAUUUGUGA